Benincasa hispida (wax gourd) is the source of this 378-nucleotide messenger RNA. RefSeq lists its product as uncharacterized. The record is from RefSeq and is a predicted model, not a curated record. NCBI's taxonomy places the organism in Eukaryota, Viridiplantae, Streptophyta, Magnoliopsida, Cucurbitales, Cucurbitaceae.
AUGAGGUCUGGCAAGAAGGGGAAAUUGAGUCCGAGAUUCAUUGGACCUUUCGAGGUCUUGGAGCGAGUUGGCCCCGUAGCUUACCGAUUGACAUUGCCCCCAGCACUGCCUUCAGUUCAUAAUAUCUUCCAUGUUUCGAUGCUAAGGAAGUAUAUAACAGACCCAUCCCAUGUAGUUGACUAUGAGCCCUUACAGUUGAAUGAUAACUUGAGCUACAAGGAGAAGCCUAUAGAGAUCCUCGCCAGAGAGGUAAAAACAUUAUGCCGCCGGGAAAUUGCUUUUGUGAAAGUCCUGUGGCAGAAUCACCAGUUCAAGAAAGCUACUUGGGAGCGAGAGGAUGAGAUGAAGGCCCAUUACCCGGAGCUUUUUCAAGAAUGA